Molecule: messenger RNA, 2648 nt
Organism: Tupaia belangeri chinensis (Chinese tree shrew)
Lineage: Eukaryota; Metazoa; Chordata; Mammalia; Scandentia; Tupaiidae
Gene: C1QTNF1
Product: C1q and TNF related 1
Exons: 5
Coding region: 406-1233 (275 amino acids)
Molecular function (GO): protein binding
Source: RefSeq, a predicted model, not a curated record
CCCCUUCCCGCCCAGCAGCGGCCGGGCACACACACAGUUAAUCCUCCGCGGCUGCUGUUUGGAUGAAAUGCGCUGGAGCACUCGCUCUGGCUGCUCACAUCUGGCCGGCUUCCCUGCUCACGCCUGUCCGCUUCUCGCUUUCUCCUCGGCUCUUCUUUACUUUUGAGAAAGUGCAUUUCCGCCUCUGGCUACAGAGACCUUGUUGCUGAGGAGACAGAGGUGCCCGGACGGACUGGUUGCUGCUUGUCCCUCUAGCCCCGUUUGCGUCUUCUUCCGACUUUCCUCUGCUCUGUCAACAAGUCCCUGCUUCCCGACCUGGCUGGGAGAUGCUCUAAGAGGCAGCGCAGGGAGAGCCCUGGAGAGGCCGCCGCCAGCUCCGGCUGGGACAGAGGGCCCGGCAGGACAAUGGGGUCCCGAGGACGGGGACUCGUGCUGGGGUGCUGCCUGCUGCUGGCCUUCGCCUCUGGCCCUGUCCUGGGCCGUGUGCCCCGUGACCAGCAGGGGCUACAGGAACAGGAGGGGACCGAGGAGCCACCGCCACUGGAAGACCAUGCAGAGAGGGACGAAAAGUACAGCCCUCACCAGGAGCUGCCCACUCCCCGGUGCUUUCGCUGCUGCGACCCCGGUGCCCCCCUGUACCAGGCGAUUCCAGCACCCCAGAUUAACAUCACCAUCCUGAAAGGUGAGAAGGGUGACCGAGGGGACCGGGGCCUCCAGGGGAAAUAUGGCAAGACAGGCUUGGCGGGCGCCAGGGGCCACGUGGGCCCGAAAGGGCAGAAAGGUUCAAUCGGCGCUCCCGGGGACCGGUGCAAGAACCACUACGCCGCCUUCUCGGUGGGCCGGAAGAAGCCCCUGCACAGCAAUGACUACUACCAGACGGUGGUCUUCGACACGGAGUUCGUGAACCUCUACGGCCACUUCAAUAUGUUCACGGGCAAGUUCUACUGCUACGUGCCCGGCAUCUACUUCUUCAGCCUCAACGUGCACACCUGGAACCAGAAGGAGACGUACCUGCACAUCAUGCGCAACGGCGAGGAGGCGGUGAUCCUGUACGCCCAGGUGAGCGACCGCAGCAUCAUGCAGAGCCAGAGCCUGAUGCUGGCGCUGCAGGAGCAGGACGAGGUGUGGGUGCGCCUCUUCAAGGGCGAGCGCGAGAACGCCGUCUUCAGCGACGAGUUCGACACCUACAUCACCUUCAGCGGCUACCUGGUCAAGCACGCCGCCGAGCCCUAGCGGGUGCCGCCCCUCCCACCACCCGCCCUGCACAGAGUGUGCCCCACGGUCCGGCCCCAGGCUGACCCGUCGCCUCUCCCACCCUGCAGUCCUGGCCUCCGCUUCCCCAGCUUUGGCAUCGGUGGUGGAGGGGAGCCCGGUGGCCUAGUGCUCCCAGACCCUGGCGCCUUCGCAGAGCUCUGAGGGUGGAGGAAGUCGUGGGGGUGGGGCGCCCGGGAAGGGCCAGGGCUCCAGCUCCCCGCUGUGUACACAGUCGUAAUGACCCCACCCAGCGUGCUAUGAGCAGUGGCGGGGUGUAGCAUCCCGGGCAUAGCACCCCACUCCUGGCCCUGGGAAUAAUUAAGCAACUUCUAAAGGGCUUGCAAGGAGCAAAGUAAACUGCGGAGGAAAAAGGGACUCAUUAUUUUGGCAUUUCCAGCCGGCUGCUGGCUCCCAGGGGCGUGGUUUUCACUUGAGGUUAGGCGGAAAUGUGGUCGAGGCCAGGCCCAAGAGUUGUUGGAUGCAGGAAAACCGAAUCUUUCUGAGCUGUGGUGGUGAGGGGCUGGGCUGAGCAGCAAACCUCAGCUCGAAGGGCCAGCCCUGCCCCCGUGCGGUUGGCUCUGGGCUGGUAGACGCGGCCUGCUCGAUGGAGCUGACAGCUCUGGGCAGGCCCGCAGUCGUUCCUGUGAGGAGCAAAGCUCCCGGCACACCCAGGCCUGGCCUCGCUCCCCUCCUCAGCCACCCUCCCAAGUCCUGGGUGGGGUCCUUAUGCCUGCACCCCAGCACUGGCUUCCGCCUCUGCCCCUGACGCACCAGCCAUGAACCACCUGGACCUUUAUUUUUUUUCCCCCCCGCCCCCGCCACACACACCGGUCAGAGUCCUACCCAUAGUUUCGGCAUCCUGCUAUUUGCAGCUGGGAGAGACGUUCUCUGGGCCCCGGGGCAGGGGAGAGCUGGAAGACCCUCCUCGGCCUGUUCCCAGGCCUCCUGGGAGGCUCAGAGAGCAAGACUAGAGUGGAAGAGGAAGAGUGUGACCCAGCCUGGUUGGUGCUUACUCACCAGCAGGGCAGCUGGCAGGGGCAGAGGCUCCUGUGUCCCCCUCCAGGGCCACCAGUGCAGCAGCUGGCAGCCUGCGCCCUGGCUACGGGGUCAACGCACCUACCUGGGGACCACAGCUUUCCCUCACCCCAUCUGACACCAGGGCCUUCACUCCUGCUUUGAUCCCUGAGCCCCCCAAGCAGGCCUUCCUGCCAUUGCCUGCUGACCCUGGGGUGUGCUGGGGCCCUCAUCCCUCCCUGGGCCUGGUCUGGGCACACCUCCCUCUGCUGGUCAGACCAACCGCUGCGUGUCCACGGCCGCCCCGUGAGCAGGGCCUGCCACUCGCGUUUCCCCUGCUCUUUCCAGAGAACAUUAAAUUCAGAAUUGCGUUUCCAGCA